Vicia villosa (hairy vetch) is the source of this 2184-nucleotide messenger RNA. RefSeq names its product U-box domain-containing protein 51-like. The transcript is spliced from 10 exons. Gene Ontology annotation, biological process: DNA replication. The record is from RefSeq and is a predicted model, not a curated record. NCBI's taxonomy places the organism in Eukaryota, Viridiplantae, Streptophyta, Magnoliopsida, Fabales, Fabaceae. Gene Ontology annotation, molecular function: DNA binding. The coding region runs from base 256 to 978 and encodes 240 amino acids.
AAUAGAAAUUUUCACCUUCAUUUUUCCGCCAUUUCUUUCAAAUCAGUUCACAAUGAGAGAGAAAUAUGAAUGCUCGCACAAAGAAAAGGAUUGAGAAGAAGUGCAAAAUCAGAGGCUACAACAUCAAACUCGAAGCCCUCGACGAGAUCCUCUCCUUCGUCACUCGAUUCGAACUCACCUAACAAGAAAAGGGUUUAGGGUUUAGCCAUCUCUAUCUCAUCUUCAUUGUUUGCGACUGUCGACUGUGACUUUUCAAUGGAGGCCACGGCCGCCGCAGCCGCUGCUCGCGGCGUUUCUCUUCAGUUGCAGACUCCGCCGAGGAAAGAAUGGCGCGUUGUUUCUGAACAUCAUCAUUCCGCCAGAAACCCUGACGGUGAGUCAACACACAUGGCCUCUCAGCAGAUAACAGAAGAAGCUGUUUACCUUUGCACUGGAAAUCCAUUGCCCAAAGACAUUGAGCAAAUAUCUUACUGGCUUCUAAAUGAACAAUAUUCAGAGAGCUUUAAAAGAAUUAAUGAUUUGAAAACAAGGAAAGGGCUGACCCUUGUUGAUAUUGUAAGAGAAGUGACAAUGUUUGUAUUUAAGAUUAAGAUACCUCCAGCUGUUCGAGUGCAAUUGGUGAAUGAUUUGGCUGACAUAGAAUGUUUUAGUGUUUGUGCAGGUGCAUUGCAUAUAGAUGUUGUAGUGAUUGAAUCAGAUGAUGUAGUAACUGCGGUAGCAGAGGAAGUAACUAAGGACACUUUAACCAAACUUGUCGUUGGAGCUUUGUCUUCUGGUAUUUUCAGAAGGUAUAAACAUAAGGGUAUGUCUGCAAGAAUCUCAGUAUGCACUCCAACAUUUUGUACGGUUUACGCUGUUUCAAAGGGAAAAUUGUCCAUACGGCAAUCAGACACACAAAUUGAUGGAAGUACUACGGAUAACAUGAGUGAAAUCAGUUUUUCCUCAAGCGACUCAUCAAACUUCACUCUAGGUUCUUGAUGAUGAGCCGUGCUCAUCGGAUGGCGUGCAUGAAAUUGAAUUGCUUAUACCAUUUUUGAGUAAUAGUUCUAUUGAAGCAUACAGCCAAAAAGAUGUUUCUGGUAUUCUUUCCUUUAGUGGCACAAUAUGUUCUUUUGCAUACCUGAAUUCAAAAGAGCCAAUUUCACAAGCUGUUACUGAUUUGAAGGUGAGUAAUCAUAAUACAUGAUGAAACCUCUGCUCUUUUAUUCAAGAGCUCUCUUAAGUUUGACAUUUGUUUGGAAAUAUCUUCCCCGAAGUAUGGUUAUUUGGAUGUACACCCUCUCAUGUGUUUAUGACUCCGCUUUAAUCACUUCCUGAUCUUUUCUAAUAUUGUCAUGGAUCACAAUUCUGUGCAAAGGGAGAUAUCAUUACGAGCCUGCAAAGUAUAUUGGAUAUAAUCUGUGAUGAGACAGAUGUUGAUUCAGAUAAUCAUCAUGAUGUUGGAAGGCAAAUAAGUGAUGAUGAUGUAUCAGUUGAAAAGCCUGUUUCUCAACUUGUGCUGCAUUUAUUGAGGUUUUAAAAGAUCACUGUAUGGAGUUGUUAUCCAUGGAAGCUCCAACCGAGGCCUCUACAAUUUUGGAGCCAGAAAAAAAAGUCAUAUCAUUCAAAACUAAAUCUUUCUGGGAUGUAGCAAUACCCUCUUAUUCAGAAACACACCUCGUGGAGGACAAGUUGAAACUUGAUGGCAGAGGAGAGAGUUCUAGUAAUAAAUCGGCGAAGUCAGGUCAAAUUAGUGUUGUAGCUGCUGGUCUCAUCCUUCUACUAUCUAUCUUAGUUGGUUUUGUGUUAUUUGUCCUUAAGCGGUGAUGGCUUUAUCUCUGCAUAAAUUCUCUCAUCUCUCCAACACGAAUGCACAAUUCACGUAGUUUCCAAAACUGCAUAACUUUUAUACUUUCAAACUUUACAGCAGCCGGUUUGGAAUUUGUUUUUGAAGGAAUGGGGAAGAUCCUUGCCUGGUAUCAACAGCAGUAACAAAAUCAUCAUCAUGUAUUUGUGGAUUAUGUCCGAGUGCUUCGUAGGAUUUUGAUUGUUUCAUUCAUUUGAAAUUUGUAGCUGAAAUCACACCUUUUGUGGUGGCAGAGAUUGAAUUCAGCAAGAGAAUUAUAGCUCAAAAAGAAUGUGAGAGUUGUGGAGGGUCAGGACUUGUUUUUAUCGAAAAGAACUAUUUUCGAUGUCCCGAAUGCG